Messenger RNA from Coffea eugenioides, 2002 nucleotides. RefSeq names its product putative glycerol-3-phosphate transporter 1. The transcript has 3 exons. The record is from RefSeq and is a predicted model, not a curated record. Lineage: Eukaryota; Viridiplantae; Streptophyta; Magnoliopsida; Gentianales; Rubiaceae. Bases 251 to 1756 code for a protein of 501 amino acids. Gene Ontology annotation, biological process: transmembrane transport; phosphate ion homeostasis. Gene Ontology annotation, cellular component: membrane. Gene Ontology annotation, molecular function: transmembrane transporter activity.
GCCAGCCAGCCAGUGAAGGGUGUGUGCCUAUUUACAGCUUGGUAAAGCAACUCCUUGCAGGUUACUCCUCGUCAAAAUUGAAAAUCCCCCAUAGCUAGAGACAGGAAAGAGAGUUAAAUAUAACAGAGAAGCAAGAGAUCGAUAAAGCAUUUCAGCUGAGCCUGCUUAACAAGCAACGUUUGCUUCUGGCUUAGUAAGAGAACCAUUUCACCUACGCUUCACCUCAUAUUUUCCAUUCGAAAAGCCUUUGAUGGGUUCCCCUUCAGAAUCCGUAGCGGAGAAAAACCAGGGAAAGCCCCGGGGAAUUGUACUGAUUGAGAAAUUAAAGAAAACCUCAGUUUCUUUCAACACCUAUCAAGCCGUUGUCCUAAUUGUAACAUUCUUUGCUUACGCAUCAUUCCAUGCUACUCGGAAAACUACCAGCAUUGUCAAGAGCGCACUUGAUCCUGAAUCAGGAGCUAAAAGCACCAAAUUGUUGCUUCAGCUUGGAAAUGGUUGGCCACCAUUCAAUGGUCCAGAUGGCACAUCAUUGCUUGGUGAACUUGAUGUUGCCUUUCUUUUUGUUUAUGCCAUAGGAAUGUAUUUCUCUGGCCACAUGGGUGAUAGAAUGGAUCUUAGACUAUUCCUAACUGCAGGAAUGGUUGGAACUGGUGUAUUCACAGCCCUUUUUGGGGUUGGGUAUUGGGGGAAUGUCCACAUCUUUUACUACUUUUUGAUAGUUCAGAUGAUGGCAGGAUUGUUCCAAUCUACUGGAUGGCCAUCAGUGGUGGCAGUUGUUGGGAAUUGGUUUGGGAAGAAGAAGAGAGGGCUUAUAAUGGGCAUUUGGAAUGCUCACACUUCUGUGGGUAACAUUACAGGGUCCUUGGUUGCUUCGGCUUUAUUAAAGUAUGGAUGGGGAUGGUCAACUGCUGUUCCUGGUCUGGGAAUUGCCUUCAUUGGCUUGAUGGUAUUCCUUUUCUUACCUGUUAGUCCGGAGUCUGUUGGGGCCAACAAUGAUGAAGAAGAUGAAGAAUGCUCUCCCAAAAAAGAUGGCGAGGAAAUAUCAGAACCUCUUCUCAGAUCAGAGAAGGAAGAGGUGGAGUCUGCAGUUGGGUUCAUCGAAGCAUGGAAAAUUCCUGGUGUUGCACCUUUUGCUCUUUGCCUAUUCUUCGCCAAGUUGGUGGCUUAUACGUUUCUGUAUUGGCUUCCUUUUUAUAUUAACCAUACAGCUAUAGAUGCAAGGUACUUGUCUGAUGAAGAGUCUGGAAACCUGUCGACAUUGUUUGAUGUUGGAGGGGUUGUUGGAGGAAUUCUAGCCGGUCAUAUUUCCGAUCAUUUAAAUGCUAGAGCUAUAACAGCUGCGAGCUUUAUGUACUGCGCUAUUCCUGCUCUGUUCUUUUACAGAAGUUAUGGAAACAUCUCGAUGACCAUGAAUAUCAUCCUCAUGUUGAUCACCGGCAUGUUUGUCAAUGGACCUUACGCUCUCAUCACAACUGCUGUAUCGGCUGACCUGGGAACACAUAGCUCAUUGAAAGGCAACGCCAGGGCUUUAGCAACUGUUACUGCAAUAAUAGAUGGCACUGGUUCAAUUGGAGCUGCCAUCGGUCCACUGCUAACAGGGUACAUUUCAGCUAAGAGCUGGAAUGCAGUUUUCACAAUGCUCAUGGCAGCUGCUCUAGUUGCGGGUUUGCUUCUUACUAGGCUUGUUGUGUCAGAGGUGGCUACCAAGAUUCAAGAGUCGAGGUCCUGUCCAGGGCCGCCUCCUGUUGAAGUGUGAUUGUUCUUGGGGAGGUAACAUAUUUAAUGGUGCUUGUGUAUAUUCUUGCUUUAGCUCUAAUCCUCGGAUGAUACACAUGAAGAGGUGAAGAAUCUUCUGGUGUUAAAAACCAAGACAGGAGAGGGUGUUUUAUGUCCUCCUUCCAGGUUGAAACAACUUACUAAUCGGUUCUCAGAAAUUUUGCAAACCAGGCGAAUAUGCGACAGUAUCUAAAUUGUGUGUCCUCGGAAGGUUCUCAAAAAUUGU